AUGGUCGAGGAUCUCCUCACUCUUCUUCACAAUUAUCUCGUUCCCGUAUCCUUCAUUGUCAUUGCCCUUGUGGUUGGGAAGCUAUGGCGUCUCUCAUCAAGAUUCCAGCUCGACCCUCAAGAGCCACCCCUAGUUCGGUCUAAAAUUCCCUACAUUGGUCAUCUUAUUGGAUUGAUGCAACAACCACAUCGAUACCUCUUUGAACUCCAUAAAAAGACACACCAUCCCGUUAGCACCCUUCGCAUGUUCAACGGCAAAGUCUAUGUGCUCAACUCGCCAUACCUUGUCCAGGCAGCUUUCAAAAGCAAAAACCUCAGUUUCGCGCCGCUGGUGGCCGAGUAUGUGGGCCGGAUGGAUGAGCUGUCUCUGAGGGCCCGGCACAUCUACGCCAAAGAGGGCAUGCACGAGCGCAUGAUGCUGCUCUUUCAGCAGCAGAUGGCAGGCACACCACUGAAGCAGAUGAACACUAUUGCCAUGGAAGAAAUAAGCUCAAUCUUUCGGCAGCCUACGCAACCGCAGGGUAAAACGUUGAUUGAAGUCGACAGCCUCUGGGUUUGGAUGCGGAACAUAAUGACAACAGUAACAACCUCAACUCUUCUCGGUCCAGGAUGUAAUCCGUGGAAGAAGGACCCGUCUCUGAUUCAAUCUUACUGGGACUGGGAGGCCGGAGAUAUCUCUCGCCGAACCCCAUUGGCAGCCAUCAAGGACCGCACGUCUCAUCAGGGUCGUGUCGCCAUCGAAAAGGCUUUGACUGCUUAUUUUGCUCAAGAAGAUUUCUCGAGGAGCGGCAUGCAUAAGAUUUCGCGAAUGACACAAGAAACGGCUGCAAUGCAGAAGCAGUACGACUUCAGUGCGAGCGAUAUGGCAGCUGCGUACACCCAAGUCAUCCACGCAUCCGUAAUGAAUGUGGUCCCGACUACUUUCUGGGCCCUGGUCCAGAUUUUCAGCAGGCCAGAUCUGCUCGCCAGUUUACGAGAAGAGGUCAUCGGCGCCAUUAAGGAGGAGAACGUGGACAGCAACACCGGGAUCCUCAAGGUUAUUGUCGAAGUCAGCCGACUAGAUAGUCUCUGCCCGAGACUAGUGUCAGCCUUCCGAGAGGCCCAUCGUCUAGCGACGACAGCAACAUUACAUCGCCGUGUCGUCGAGGACACAUAUCUCUCAGAUGGAGGCGACGUCAAUGGCCGCACUUAUCUCCUGAAGAAAGGAGUCACCUGCAUGAUUCCGACCACAGUUUCUCUCCGAAGUCCCGAGGCAUGGGGCGGUGAAGCAGCGGAGGAGUUCGAUCCUGAGCGCUUUCUUUCACAAACUAGCAUUGAUCCUGUUUCUAACCUCCGAAAGAGAGCUUACUUCCCCUUCGGUGGAGGGAAAGACCUGUGUCCCGGACGGAAUUUUGCGAUAGCUGAGGUCAUGGGCAUCAUGGUGGUGCUGCUCAGCGGAUUUGACAUUCUAGCUCCUGAUGGUAGCACAUUUCCCUUGCCAAAGGUAGCCAAGCCGAGGCUGACCACGGGCACCAUGAGACCAGACAAGACGGCAGACUUGAGAGCAAGGAUUAGUAGAAGACCGGGGUGGGAGAAUGUCGUGUGGAGCGCCGCGGUUCCUGACGUGUAA
Molecule: messenger RNA, 1608 nt
Organism: Scedosporium apiospermum
Lineage: Eukaryota; Fungi; Ascomycota; Sordariomycetes; Microascales; Microascaceae
Exons: 3
Coding region: 1-1608 (535 amino acids)
Molecular function (GO): monooxygenase activity; iron ion binding; heme binding
Source: RefSeq, a predicted model, not a curated record